Molecule: messenger RNA, 741 nt
Organism: Gavia stellata (red-throated loon)
Lineage: Eukaryota; Metazoa; Chordata; Aves; Gaviiformes; Gaviidae
Gene: IRAK1BP1
Product: interleukin 1 receptor associated kinase 1 binding protein 1
Exons: 4
Coding region: 1-741 (246 amino acids)
Biological process (GO): immune response; canonical NF-kappaB signal transduction
Source: RefSeq, a predicted model, not a curated record
AUGUCGCUGCCCGCGUCGCCCCCCGCCCGCGUCUUCGCUGAGCUGGUCCCGGCCCAGGCCUCGACCCCAGCCCCGGCGGGACGCGGCGGCCCCCCGGCGCCGUCCGGGCGGGAGGUGCACGUGAGCGGCAGCGCGGAGCUGAGCGCCGGGCCUGACCGGGCGCGGGUGUCGCUGCGGCUGGGCAGCCGGAAGGGGGUGGCCGGGGCGGCGCGGAGCAGCGUGGCUCGCCGGCUGGAGUACAUCGCCCAGAGCGCUCGCCAGCGCGGUGUCCCGGAAGAAAAUGUGACUGUAAUGGAGGAUUUUAGUAGAGUAGAAAAUGCUUACCAAAUGGAAGCAGAGGUCUGUAUUAUAUUCAGCGAUUUUGGAAAAAUGCAGAAUGUUUGCAAUCUACUCAUUGAGAAGUUAGGAACCUCUCUUACCAUCAGUCCACCUCAUUUCUACCAUACACCAGAAGCCAUAGACACCCUUCGCCGUCAAGUAUGCGUUGCUGCCGUUGGAAACACACGGCGGAAAGCUCAAGAAGUCUGUCGACUGUUUGGCCAGUCAUUGGGAAAACCUUUAUUAAUAAAAGAAGAAGAAACAAAAGAAUGGGGAGGCCACACAGAUAGUCAUCUAUCAAACUCCCCAGAUUCACUGACUCUGCAGGAAAGAAUCCAGAAUGCUACUGCUUAUGCUUCUUGUAGAGUGUUUGCUGUGUUUGAGAUAAAGGGAAAAGAAAACAGAAGAAACAAGUUGCUCUAG